AUGGAAGACAGAUGGCUAGAUGAUGAUGAUUAUGGACAAAAAGAGUACGAAACUUUACAAAACGCAAAUUUCUCUAUGUUAGAUCAAGAACGAGAAGAAUAUGAUAAUUUCGGAAAUGACUAUGACACUGGAUUCGAAAUUCAAUACGAGAAUGAAAGAAUGGAACUAGAGAAUGAUGUUAUGGAAUACGAGAAUAACAUGAUGGAGUUUGACAAGGAUGAAACGGAUGCGCAUCAAAAUCGAAAUUUAGAAUUCUUACCAGUGCUUGACGACGAUUUUAUAUGGAGAACAGGCCCUGUCAUCAAGUCGUUCACUAAAGAUGUCUAUAAUCAAAUAGUCGAAAACUGGUAUGCGAUUUUUUUGAGGCACAUAUUUAAAUUGAAUCGUUUUAGUUUUUCAACUACCAAAAAAGACGAUUUUUCGCUACCGAAAUUCUCAGAGCCAGGAUCGAAGUUUGCGAAGUUUUUUGUAGAAAAUGGAAAUGUUGAGGAUGGACUAGUUUGGUGGAAAAAAGCAAAAGAAGGUAGAACCAGACCUCGUGCCCGAGAAGUUUCUUUCAAUGGAACUAAAGUACGUUACUACUCAGCCAACUCUCCAAUUCUGGAUGAAUUCAAAAAAUAUACUAUCUACCCAGAAGGAUCUGAAUAUUACUUUGUUUUAUAUACAAGCACCCACUCUAAUGUCGACUACACAAGUUUAAAAAUUGACAAGAAGAAUAACAUUUCAGAUAGUGCACUGAAGGAAGUUUACGGCGCACUUGAUAACCGAACUGUGAAUAGCGCUUAUGAUUUUUUAAAGAGAAAUAACGUAAAUGUGACUAAAAGACAGGUUCGAAAUCAAGUGAGAAACCAGCCAAGAGCUGUUCGUUCAAACCGUGGACGCAUGUGUGUAACAACACCAGAAUUGUUAGCGGAGUUGGCCUUUCAGAAAGAUAUAUCAAUGUUCACGACAGGUAGAAAGCGUGUAUACGGUAAUCAAGUGAUGCUCAAAAAUUCAGGAAAUUGGUUCGGAUUAGUUUACAUUGAUAUGGAUCUAAUAAGAUGCUUCGUGAAAGGUCUUCCAAGCUCAGAAGAUGUGAAAGAUUAUAGAAAAGGUCUAAGCGGCUGUUCCAGUUCGGAUCAACAAAAGUUGAAUGAUUUUGUUGAAUCAUACAGAAAAGAAACCAACAGUGGAAUUGUUAACAGAAUGGCGGGUCAGCUACAAUUGGAUUCAACUUUCGAUUUAUGUGAUCUGGUGGUGACAGUGUUGAGUGGCGAUUUUAGUUCCUACAGAACAGUGAGCUCUGGCAAGAUUCGUCAUUCUGUAUUGGGUUUCAUGCUUUCAACGUCAAAAUGUGCUGACGUUCAUCAGAAAUUUGCAGACGAAAUUGAUAAAGCAUUUUUGAAGAUCGAUCCUCGUACGAAAAAAACAAUGCCGUCGUUUGUAGUAGAUGAAGAGGAUUCGUUCAAAGUAUACAGAAACAAAUGGCGAGGUCUUGGGUGGAUGUCUGAAUGUUCUCAACAAGACUCAAUUAAAACCGGAAUAUCAGGAUUGAAUUGUGACUCGAUUCGUCGAAAGUGGUUAUUGGACCGAAUCGACGACUUGUUUGAGACGCACAGCAUUCCAAGUAGAAUCAAUGGUGGUCUCCUACUCAACUACGUAACUACCAAUAGAAUCGAGUGCCUUAACUCUAGAAUUAAAUUGGAUUUCGGACCGAAAACUAAUGGAAAAAAGUGCACUGAGAAAUUGAUCGAAUUUAUGAGCAGUAUGUUUUUCGUAAUCCACACCAGAAAAAUCGACGAAAAAACCGAAUACUGUAAUGUGAUUCUAUUCAAUAACAGUUCUACUGUUUCGUAUGUGAAAUACAAACAGAUCAGUAAUACGUCCGCUCAUGCUCGUGCAGCACGUCUCCUCGAAGAAGGAUUUCAUGAUUUUUCCGUUCCUUUCACUUUGGAGGUCCCUAGGAACAUCUGGAAGUGUAUGUCACGAAAUAUCAGUUGUUUUUUGAAAACUAAAUUUGUAGCAGUACAAAAUGGCUUGAGCUUAAAGAAUGUGUUCACCAAAAAAGUAUAUUUCCACAGCGACGACGAGGCAGCCGUUGAGAAUGACGAUGGUUAUACAAAAAUUAAUGUAACCGAUGCGACCUGUUUGAGCAAAAAGUGUGCCAAGAACGCUUCUGUAGUUUGCAUUCACUUGAUCUCGGUCGGAGCGCAUUUGUCACAAGGAAAAGUACAAAAGUUCUAUUACCAACUUGAGAGAAACAUCAGCGAGCUUAGCAGAAAAGCUAUCACUAAAGCCAGAAAUGAUGGGCGAGUGUCUCGACGAUUUUCCGGACGAAAGUACAACGCUUUUUCACAUGAUAAUACUUCCAGAACCAUCCGAAGAUUCGUAUCGGCAAGAGAUUCUUCUCCGAUCAAGCAGAACUCUGUAUUGGCGAGAAGAUCCAUGUCGUUGUCACCGAUUCCGUUCUCUCCAUCCCCAGAAUGUUCUGUUGAUCUUUCAAAGAACACCACAGGCUUAGACCUUUCAGCAGCUAUGAACGUGAGCUCUGAUUCAAAAUCUAACGCGAAUGUGACUCAAGAAGACUACGAAAACAUGUCCGCCAAUUCAUGUUCAAGUUCUUGGAUAUUGUCAGAUGAGCGCCCGAGAAGAGAACGGUGUGCCUACAAUUUUUUGUACUCUAAUUUAAUGAAUACGUUCAGAAAACAAAAAAGAAGAUACUCUCCGUCCACAUGUUCAAGAUCAGCAAAUAGUAGUAUAAACUAG
Molecule: messenger RNA, 2745 nt
Organism: Caenorhabditis briggsae
Lineage: Eukaryota; Metazoa; Nematoda; Chromadorea; Rhabditida; Rhabditidae
Exons: 12
Coding region: 1-2745 (914 amino acids)
Source: RefSeq, a predicted model, not a curated record